Myzus persicae (green peach aphid) is the source of this 1167-nucleotide messenger RNA. RefSeq lists its product as uncharacterized. The record is from RefSeq and is a predicted model, not a curated record. The coding region runs from base 48 to 1130 and encodes 360 amino acids. The transcript has 8 exons. Lineage: Eukaryota; Metazoa; Arthropoda; Insecta; Hemiptera; Aphididae.
UUUAAAUAUUAAUAUAUGUAUUUAUUAUUGUAACAAUAGGUAAUACAAUGAUUUUGUGUUUGGUAAUUUUUUAUCUCCUCGGUGGGUCGAAGGCUACAAACAAUACAACCAAUACGACGGGAAGUACAGAAAACUCAAGUUUUUCUAAAUCAAUUAUGUGUUUUUUCAAGGGGAACAUGAAGGCCACUGAUUCAGAAUUAGUUGAUCUAGAACCCAAAGAUAUACCGUGUGAAUGUGAAGUAAUUAUUUAUAGCCGAUUUUCUAUCGACAAACUUUCCGUAAUAAAUGUAGAUGAAGUGAGUCUCAAAGCAGUGGUAGACUUAAAUAAACCUGUGCUCCUGGUUCUUCAACGAGAGGAAGCGUACACGGAUUGGGGUAUAAUAUUGGGCCCUGACGGCAAUGCCAAAGAUGCAAAAGUCUUAUGUGAUUUCGCAACGAAAAACAAUGUAUCAGGAUUCAUUGUAGAGAAUCUUACCCCGCGUUGCGAAUUCAUACCAUUCGACGAAAAAGUGGGAAAAUUCAUCAUACCUUAUAUAAAACAAUUAAAAUGCAAUCCUGACUUCAUAAUCGGUGUUGCUGUAAAUGCAUACCCGUCAUCUAUAAAGUGUAAAUGCAUGUAUAAUUUUGUUGAAUUGAACGAUUUAGUAACCUUCUAUGAAAUACGGACGACUCUAUUGAAUACAUGUAAUAUCACAAUAUAUAAUGGCCAGUCUCCAAUUACAAAAGUCGAUCACGGUGACAAUUACAUGCUUGGAAUGGAAGAAGUAGCAUCAUUUCUAAAGGAAUCGGAAAUAUGUCUUACAAGAAUCGCCUAUGAUAUUGAACUGAAUCCAAUAGACAUAAGCAGUAAACUUCCGUAUAAUACAUAUUUACAAGUGUGUCGAGGAGGAUUGAAUAUGUCAUCUUUGUGUGUACAAACUACAACAAACUUUUAUGAUAAGGGAAAGUUUGCACUUGAACAAGACAGUGGAUUGAUUGUCAGGGAUAUGGAUCUUGAUGAUAUUAAAAACGACUGUGGUUGUAGUUCGGCGUUUGCCGGAUUUAAAAACAUAGUUGCAGGCUUUCGCGGUGGUUCAGUAAUACCGUGUAAGAAGUUUGAUGUUCAAUCGAAAGAAUAUAAAUUGAAAUAACCAGCUAUUUCAUUAGCUGUUAAAUAAAUAUAAAUUU